Sinocyclocheilus rhinocerous is the source of this 2369-nucleotide messenger RNA. RefSeq names its product splicing regulatory glutamine/lysine-rich protein 1-like. Gene Ontology annotation, molecular function: RNA binding. The transcript has 12 exons. Bases 133 to 1683 code for a protein of 516 amino acids. Gene Ontology annotation, cellular component: nucleoplasm. Lineage: Eukaryota; Metazoa; Chordata; Actinopteri; Cypriniformes; Cyprinidae. The record is from RefSeq and is a predicted model, not a curated record.
CAGAGCUCAUCCUCUGUGACUGCUGUCCACAGCGCUCCCUGCUAACCAGUUCUCCUGCAGGUCAAUGCCUAGCCGAUUGCUGACCACUCUGGUGCAUCGUUGUAUUUCAGAGUAUUGAACCUCCGUCUGGAAAUGAGCGGGAUGUCCGGGACGAAUGUGAUUCAAAUCACUAAUCUGUCGUCGGCGGUGAGCAGUGAUCAGAUGAGAACUCUGUUCGGCUUCCUGGGGGACAUCGACGAGCUGCGACUAUACCCGCCUGACAAUGCACCGCUUUCCUUUUCAUCCAAAGUUUGCUACAUAAAGUAUCGAGAGCCUUCCAGUGUUGGUGUGGCACAACAUUUAACCAACACUGUUUUUAUUGACAGAGCUUUGAUUGUUGUGCCCUGCGCUGAAGGAAAAAUCCCUGAAGAGGCAAAGGCGCUCUCACUUUUGGCCCCCGCCGCCCCAGUGACCAGCCUGAUGAGCGGAGGAGGACUUCUGCCCAUUCCUAGCCCCACUACACUACAGAAUCGAGGUCUUCCUUUAGCUAAUCUGGGGGUCCUGAAGUCUAGUUUGGACACAUCUGUGGCGGCUCUAAAUGCAAUUGCUUCACAGCCUCCGCUCAUGGGAAAUGUAGAUCCCUCUAAAAUUGAUGAGAUCAGGAGGACGGUGUAUGUCGGCAAUUUAAAUUCACAGAGCACCACAGCAGAUCAGCUCCUCAAGUUCUUCAAGCAAGUGGGAGAUGUUAAGUUUGUUAGAAUGGCAGGAGAUGAAACCCAACCUACACGUUUUGCUUUUGUGGAGUUUGCUGAUCAGGAAUCAGUGUCACGAGCGCUUACAUUUAAUGGAGUUAUGUUUGGCGACAGACCACUAAAGAUUAACCACUCCAAUAAUGCCAUAGUGAAGCCUCCAGAGCUCACACCUCAAGCUGCGGCCAAAGAGCUGGAGGAUGUGAUGAAGAAAGUCAGAGAGGCUCAGUCAACCAUCGCUGCUUCUAUCGAGCCAGAUGAUAAAAUUGGUUCAUCCAGUAGUAGAUCUAGAUGUUCCAGAAGGUCCAGAUCUCACUCUCGCUCCCCACCACACUCACGAAGAAAGCGAUCUAGAUCCAGGCACAGGGGACGCCUGUCCCAGAGAUCACGGCAGAGUGUGAAUGACUCCCGUGGGCCCCAUAGGAGACGCUCAUGUUCCCGAGAAAGGAAACACAGCCGGAGUCUAUCUCAUUCUAGGGACCAAAGGAAGGACAAGGACAGCAAAGCAAGGAAGGACAAUGAUUGGGAAGAAACGAGGCCACGGGACAAAAAGGGAAGGAUGCCUUCCAAAGGCUACAGUGGCUCUAGAUGUUCCCACAGUAUAAGCAGAGUCCAUAAGAAAAGAAGCAGAUCCCGAUCCAGGUCACCAAGGCGGAAAGCCAGGUCACCAUCACCAUCUAAAAGAGGCAAGAAAGAUAAAAAGAGGGAUAAAGGACGGGACCGUAGCAGGGAAAGGACAGAAACCUCAACAUCCAGGAGGAAAAGCAGGGAUUAUGAACAUAAAGCUAAACCAUCACUGAUGGAGAGGUGCUACGAGGAGGUGGACCACGAGUAUGACAGUGACAUGGAUGGGUCGGGCUCUGUGGGUAGUGACGACAGAUCUCCUCAAGCUCAUUUCAACGGCAGCUAUAGGAGCACUUACGCCGAGGAGGAUGAUCUCUCUGCAGCUGAGUGAUUCACAUGUACCCAUAAUGCCAAGAACAGUGAUCACAGCAUCAUGUAUCAUACUGUAACAGCUGUCACUCCUUUUGAAGUGCUUUCGCUUGUGUCCAUUGCUGUGUGAUUGUUGGCUUCUGAAAACAUUUUCUACUGCUGUGAAUAUUCUACCUGUCAUAUGAUAUUCAUAUGGAUGAAAAUGUAAAUUUUUGGAUAGUUCUUUAUUGUGAUUGAGAGAUGCGGUAUAUUGAAUGAAGGUGCUUGUGUUGAGGUCACUUUUUAAAUCAGUUUUGCAUUUUUCUUUUGCAUGCAACUUUGUGUUUACACUCUUGUGGAAAGAUGUUUUAUGCUAUUUUGUUUCUCUUUUUGGUUUAUCGUACUAAAACAAAGCCAUUAUUAGUGUGAAUCUAAAAAAAAGUUGUAUUUUACCUCAAAAUAAUGUAUUUUGCAUUUAUAAUUUUUCUUUUGAUGUUUAAGUACAUGUUCCUUAAAACUCUCAUCAUUGCUAUAAUGUAAAAUAAAUAAAUAAAUAAAUCUGGACAGAUUAUUUUUUUAUUUUACUUAUUCACAUUAAAGUGGAAAAGGAGUUUCUUAAUUUUUCUAAAUUCUCAAAAUUUGAUUUUGGGGUACACUGAGAUUGAUCCACUCUACCUGGUCUUUUCCAUAAUUUCUAUUUACUGAAGUAAAAAAAAAAAAGUAUAUAUA